This is a messenger RNA of Drosophila obscura, 1174 nucleotides long. It is a transcript of the gene ste14, whose product is annotated as protein-S-isoprenylcysteine O-methyltransferase. The coding region runs from base 122 to 1030 and encodes 302 amino acids. Gene Ontology annotation, molecular function: protein C-terminal S-isoprenylcysteine carboxyl O-methyltransferase activity. Gene Ontology annotation, biological process: C-terminal protein methylation. Lineage: Eukaryota; Metazoa; Arthropoda; Insecta; Diptera; Drosophilidae. Gene Ontology annotation, cellular component: endoplasmic reticulum; membrane. The transcript is spliced from 3 exons. The record is from RefSeq and is a predicted model, not a curated record.
ACUAUCGAUAUCACCAAUUGCCGGUCUAUUUACAUUCUGCGAAUUUUUGCACCGAAUGUUCUGAAAAACAAAAUUUUCCAUGAUUUGCCGAUCGCACAAAUAGUCCCAUAAUUUAGUUAUAAUGUGUGCAAACAGCCAGCGCAAUCCCACUGCAGGGGCAACCAGCGCCAGCUCGUCGUGCAGUGAGGGUCGUCUAAGUUUGUAUUGUUUUGUGAUUACAGCGAGCCUCAUUCUAAUACCAUCGGUGCCGCAGAUCUACUAUGGCAUCAUUGUGCCGAACGUGUGGGGUGCCGUCUUUUGGGGACCGGUCCUUUACUACGCCCUGAUAAAUAUGAUAAUACGAUUUGUGCUCAGAAACAGCGACUACCAGGUGGCGAUACGGGCGUCGUUUCUGGGGUUUGUCGAGGCUGUGAGCGUACUAGUCAUUUGCUUUGCUCCUACGUCUUGGCAACAGUUUGGCGUCUACGGGUGCUUUAUGGCAUUCUUCCAUUAUUCAGAGUUCCUGAUCAUAGCCUACGCCAAUCCGCGCACGCUGACCCUAGACUCGUUCAUGCUAAACCAUUCGGUGCACUAUGGCCUGGCUGCGGCAGCCAGCUGGAUUGAGUAUGCCCUGGAAGUGCACUUUCUGCCCGAUUUCAAACGCUACGGCUACAUUUGGCUGCUAGGCAUGGCCCUGUGCACCUUUGGCGAGCUGAUCCGGAAGUCGGCCAUCAUCACAGCAGGACGAAGCUUUACGCACUUGGUCCAAAACGAAAAGCACUCGGACCACAAGCUCAUUACGCACGGCGUAUAUGCAUACUGCCGACAUCCUUCGUAUGUGGGCUGGUUCUGGUGGUCCAUCGGUACACAGCUCAUACUGAUGAAUCCCAUUUGCAUCUGCGUCUACACGCUAGUCAGCUGGCUCUUCUUCCACGAUCGCAUCUACGUCGAGGAGUACUCCCUGCUCAAUUUCUUUCAGUCGGACUAUGUGCGCUAUCAGAAGCGAGUGCCCACUGGCCUGCCCUUAAUAAAAGGCUAUCUGCUUGAGUAGCAGUAUUGUAGAGUCGAGGUCAGCCACACAAACAAUCGCGAAACUACACAAAGUUCUAUUUAAGGCUAAGGUUAAAAAUCAUCUUUUGUACAGCCAAAAAAAAAAGCACAUUUACGAUAAUAAUUUAACUGAUAAUUUAACAUA